Molecule: messenger RNA, 1273 nt
Organism: Hydra vulgaris (swiftwater hydra)
Lineage: Eukaryota; Metazoa; Cnidaria; Hydrozoa; Anthoathecata; Hydridae
Source: RefSeq, a predicted model, not a curated record
AUGUCAGCAUGUGAAUCACAUGAUAAAAUAGCUCUAGUUUUUGUGCAAUUAACUAUUUUAACUUGUGUUGGUGCACAAGGUAAUAUUGAAUACAUAAUAUUGCAAGGAGACAGUCUUUACCUGAAUGUUCGAGAUAAUGGCAUAAAUACAGAUUAUUUAUUGCCAAGUGAUUUGCCAACUCAUGUAAUUUGUUCUGGGAAAAAAAAUACGCUCAAGAUUACUGACAUAGGAAUUGGUAAUUUAUUGCAAUUAGAAAAUGAUGUCAAUAUAUUCAGUACCAAAUCAAUUAAACAUGCUUUUGAUGAUGCAUUUAAGCUGUCUCCAACAUGUCUUUUAUGUAUAAAAGAUAGUUUUGUUGCAAUAUUUAUCUAUUCUAAAGUCAAUUAUGCACAAUUAACUCCACGUGAAAGUUGUUAUAAAAAUUUAAAGUUAAAGUGUCAUAUAUGUGGUCUACAAGCAAAAUCUUUAUUAGCUUAUGUUACUCAUUAUUCAUGCCACUGUCAUGAUGCAAACAUAUAUUUUCCUUGUGUCAACAAUUGCAACAGAAAUUUUAAAAGCUACUCUUCUUUCAAAAUAAAUGUAAAAACUGCUCAUAAUAAUCAAACAGUUAGUACACUUGCUUGGUCAAAAUUUCAAGACACUGAAAUAUUGUUUACAUGUGGCAUUACGUUAUGCAAACAAGUAUGUAAAGGAUUAAUUCAAUUUUUUAUUCACCUAAAAACUCAUAGUGACUCACAUGAUAAAAUUGUGUGUCCAUUUAUAAAAUGCAAUACAGUUCUUUAUAAUCGAAGUUCAUUAGCAUCUCACUGGACAAGAAAGCAUAAUAAUUGGGAUGCACGACAUAUAAAAUCAAUAUAUUUAACACUCAUUCCAGAUAUCCCAGAUAGUGUUAAUAAUGACAUCCAUGCAACAAUUUUAGAAAAUUACAAUCCACCUGAGUUGUGCCCUAGAGAAAGUUUAAAUAAAGGUAAAAGUAUUACAUUGGAAGACUAUGUGCAAUGUCAAGCAAUUUUUUUUUUUAAAUUACAAGUGAAACACAUUCUUCCAGUAUCAUGCAUUCAAAGCAUUGCAGAUGAGCUUGAAGUUGCUAAUAACUACAGUACUGAGUAUUUGUUGCAUACUCUAUCAUCUGCAACGUCAAGUCUUCCUAUCAAUGUUAGAGAUGAUGUUCUUAAAGAAUUAUUCAAUAUUGAACAUAAAAAAAAAGUUCUUUGCAUGUUUUGCGCAGUGUAAAAAGCAGGAAAACCUUUUACCAUAAAAGUAUGGCUUACAU